This is a messenger RNA of Penicillium brevicompactum, 1359 nucleotides long. RefSeq lists its product as uncharacterized. NCBI's taxonomy places the organism in Eukaryota, Fungi, Ascomycota, Eurotiomycetes, Eurotiales, Aspergillaceae. The transcript has a single exon. The coding region runs from base 1 to 1359 and encodes 452 amino acids. The record is from RefSeq and is a predicted model, not a curated record.
AUGCCGCGCACUCACCCCGAAUACAGCCAUACAUACCGCCCGAACUCACACCCGUUUUCAACAGUACCGUCAAACUUCCCAUCAGGAUAUAGCCCAGCAUCCCAAUCAGUCUCGGUGGUGAUCCGGAACUCACCAGCCAGCGGACCAACAGCACAGAAUAGCGAAGAGACAUCCGGACGUACCAUACCGGACGUCUCACAGGCGGGCAUUCUCACCGAAGAUCUAUACUAUGCGCCCAUGCGGGUGGGAGGACAAAAAACAGGCGACGGGUCAGUGCUGAUGCCGACACCAACACGAGGCACAAAACGCUGUCACGAAACCGAAGACGAUUCCUCACGACAGCAUCGCCGCCUCACCACCAAAGAAGAAGUAGCUCUCUUCGACAUCUGUAACCAAAAUGCAGACACAUUCGGCAGCCGCAGCAACCUAUGUAAAUGGUGGCAGUCGGUAGCCACAGAGUUCCAGCGCACUCACCAAGGCCGCUCCUAUUCAUGGCAUUCGGUACGGCGAAAGGUCGAACUAGUCACCAGACAGCGAAUCAAAUUCCUCGAAGACCAGCGGACGCGCACGACGAACACCUCAAGCUCAACAGCCGAGGAAUUAAUGAACCCACAAUGGCUAGCUGCGCUCGAUGCCUGGAUCCCCACCUGGCAGCGAUGGGAAGAAGCCGAGAAUCGACGGAUCGCGAAGCGCGACGAGAUCAAGAAGCGACGACAGCCGCAGCCGUGGCGGGCUCCGAAACCUGAAGAAUGGAGAGACCUGCCAACGUCUUCUGUCACUAGCUCCGAUGUCUCGAUGCUGGGCAUUUUGCCCACUGCAAAUGACGACCCGGGCCCGGGCACUCCGUCACCCCCAGCUGCAAUCCCAGCUGCACCGUUCCUCGAAUCGCCCUCGACGCCAGCUUCGACUUCUACGCCGUUGAGACUACCACCGGGGUUCGAAAAUAUGUUCUCCAACCCUGUGCAGCCUCCGCCUUCCGCAUCACCCGCUCCACCCGGUGACGGCCGAAUGGUUUCGGCUGUGCUGGAAACGCUGGGCAAAUUGAAUAAGCAUCUGGGUGCUGCUUCUACGGGGAUUGAACCUGAUGCUGCAGCGCCUGUGAUCUCGGCUUUGGUGCAGGCUGCUUCUGAGGCGCCGGGUCAGAGUAGAGGAUCUCCGCGACCAGUGCGGGCGGAGUCGCAUUCACAUCCUACGUAUAGUGAGAUUGAGCGGAUGAAGGAAGAAUUGAGACAGGAGAUGCAGAGCCAGUUUCGACAGGAGCUGGAGAGGAGUCGAGCGGCUAUGGAGGAGAAGCUGGAAUCUGUGCAGCAGACUCAGGAGAUGAUUCUUGAGAUGUUGAGACAGGAGCCUGGGAGAUGA